Molecule: messenger RNA, 1383 nt
Organism: Symbiodinium natans
Lineage: Eukaryota; Dinophyceae; Suessiales; Symbiodiniaceae
Source: the annotation of a GenBank genome assembly
AUGCCUGUGCCACCGAUGGUCUCCGAGAAUCCUUCGUCGGUGGGCCCCUCUUCCAUCCUGGGAAAGCCGGCGCGAAGAGUGCCGAGCAACAAAAAGAACAUGCGCAUCCACGGCAGCUUUGUGCGCGCUCCUUCCAAAGCGGCCGUCCACCAAUACUGGCCGAAGCUGCAGGCAGGGCUCAAGAGUUACUACUUGGCCAACUUCAUGGCCGCCGUGGUUCUGUUUGACGCUUACUGCACUUGCGUGGACAUUGAUGCAACUGCUGCCGGCAUGGAGCCUCCUCAGCUCCUGUCGAUCCUCUCAGAUUGUUGCCUCGUGGCUUACACUCUUGAGCUUGCUGCCUUGCUCACUGUAUUUGGAUUCAAGCCGUUGAUUGGCGAUUGGAUGAUAGUGGUUGACGCCCUCAUCAUUGCCUGUGGCUGGGCGGAGAUCCUUAUUGCUUCCUUGGCCUCGGGAAGAUUUGCCUUUCGCACCGCGGUGCUGCGCGCGCUGCGGCUGGUGCGGAUAUUUAGGCUCAUGCGCUUGCUGAAGAAGAUACGCUUGCUGCGAGAGCUCUACAAGCUGGUGAUGAUGAUGGCCACAUGCUUUCGGACACUGCUGUGGUCGUUCCUGUUGUGUUUCCUGGUGAUGACCGUCUGGGCCAUGCUCAUGGUGGAGACCGUCAGCCCUCUGGUGAAGGAUAUGAGCUUGAAUCACGGCGUGUUUGACAAUUGUGCGCAAUGCACGAGAGCUGUGUCAUCUGUCAUGGAUGCAAAUUUGCUGCUCUUCAAAACUGUGAUUGCUGGGGACAGCUGGGGCGAGGUCGCCGUUCCUGUAAUUCAGGCCUACCCAGCAACUGCUUUCAUCUUUGUCGGCUCCUUGCUGACGCUGGUCUUUGGAGUCCUGAACCUCAUCGUUGCCGUUGUCGUCGACACCUUUGCAGACGCUCGGCUGAACGACGUUCAGACCUUGGCAGAGGAGAUGGAAGACGAGAUCGAAUUUGACAGAAUGUCCUUGGAAAAGAUCUUCGCCCGAAUCGACGAGGACGGAAGUGGCGAGCUGAGUCUCCCGGAGCUGAUUGAAGGAGCCAGAAAGGAUGCUGAUUUUCAGAGCCGCCUCCGCGUCAUGGAUAUCGACGAGCAAGACUUGGAGCAGCUGUUCCACAUGAUUGACCAAGAUCAGUCUGGAACCAUUGAGGUGUCUGAGUUUAUUGGCCCGCUAUCCAGGUGGGCACAUGACUCCAAGACGGCCCCCCGCUUCAUCAAGUAUAACAUGAUCCAGGCCAUGCAUCUCCAAGAAGAUCUCUACGAGCUUUCCUUGGGAGCUUUUCGGCAGCUGGCGGCAAAGAUUGAAGAAUUAUCUACUCAAGUUCAGGCGGGACAAACCAAAGAAAAGACGAAUUAG